This is a messenger RNA of Peronospora matthiolae, 234 nucleotides long. The record is from the annotation of a GenBank genome assembly. NCBI's taxonomy places the organism in Eukaryota, Oomycota, Peronosporomycetes, Peronosporales, Peronosporaceae.
AUGAACAUGUUGGACGUAGAAGACGACAGCUUUCACGUCACACGUGAAGGCUACUCUCAUCUGAGUGACUCAGAAUGGGAGGUAGUCGGCCGCAUGAGUGUGCUCAUGGGCGAACCCGCCAUCAGUGAUAUGUUGGUGUCUCUAAGCAGAGACCAGCAACAUGCUGCUUUCAACAAGUUCCUACAAGGGGAACUUAUCGUCGAACGACAGAAGAUAGCCUUGCUACAACAGUGA